Messenger RNA from Mycotypha africana, 3052 nucleotides. Its product is annotated as kinase-like domain-containing protein. The coding region runs from base 259 to 2583 and encodes 774 amino acids. Gene Ontology annotation, cellular component: nucleus. Gene Ontology annotation, biological process: mitotic DNA damage checkpoint signaling; protein phosphorylation. Gene Ontology annotation, molecular function: ATP binding; protein serine/threonine kinase activity. The transcript is spliced from 3 exons. NCBI's taxonomy places the organism in Eukaryota, Fungi, Mucoromycota, Mucoromycetes, Mucorales, Mycotyphaceae. The record is from RefSeq and is a predicted model, not a curated record.
CAUCAGCUACCUCAACCUCAACACCAGCUACCUCAACCUCAACACCAGCUACCUCAACCUCAACAUCAGCAACCUGAACCUCGACAUCAGCUACCUCAACAACAUCAAGCAGAAAAAUUGGAAAGUCAAACACCUCAUAAAAAACCAUCAUUACCCCUACAAAAGGUAGCUCAGGACAGCCGCACGGUUGAUGUAAAAGAUAACAUACGAUGGAUCAAAGAAGAAUCAAAUACUACAACUAAUGCUAUAGAACAAGAAAUGCCAGCAAUAUCAGUUGAAAGUCCAGUUCAACCAUCUACUCAGAAAAGACACUUUACAGAAGUGGAGCAAGAACAACACGACCAAUCAAAUCUACCAAGAGAUGAGCUUUUUACGGGAAGACGCGUAAAGCGAAGAAUUGAGAACAAGUCUACCACCGAUACUACCCAACCUAUCAUGAAAGCAUUAGCAAAUGCAAUACCAGAGACAGCAAAUGCAAUGUCAGAGACAGCAAAUGCAAUGCCAGAGACAGCAAAUGCAGUAGCAGAGACAGCAAUUCAACAGCCGGCUGAAAUAGAUGCAUUACAAGUUCGCUCACCAUCCAAACCAAAUUCAUCUAUAGUAAUGGAAGCAGAAAGACAGCAUACCAGUAAAGCUCAAGUGACAAUAUCCACACCAACGGAAGCCGAAAAUCAGCAUACCACUAAAAUUCAAGUUGCACAACACGAGCAUGACAUAGCGAUGAUACCCUCAAAAAAGCGUCACUUUGUUGUUGAAGAUGAUGAUGAAGAACACAGUACUGUGAAAGAUACAGAAAGACGUGUGAAGCGAAGAAUUGAGCAGAAGUUUGACACUAAUAACACUCAGCCUAUCAUGAAAGCAUCAGCAAAUGCAGUAGCAGAGACAGCAAAUCAACAGCCGGUUGAGAUGAAUGCUUCACAAGUUCGCUCACCACCUAAACCAAAUUCAUCUACAGCAAUAGAAGCAGAAAGGCAGCAUACCACUAGCAUUCAAGCUGCACAUCAUGGGAAUGACAUAGCCAUGACAUCCUCAAAGAAGCGUCACCUUGUUGUUGAAGAUGAUGAUGAUGAAGAACACAAGACAGUAAAAGAUACAGAAAGACGUGUGAAGCGAAGAAUUGAGAAGAAAUUUAAUACCGAUAUCACUCAGCCUUUCAUGAAAGCAUCGGAAAAUGCAAUAGCAGAGACAGCAGCGUCAACAAUAGCACAUCAAAAGCCUAAACCGACUGGUAGAUCCACAGCAACCCAGAAAGCAACAGAAAUACAGCAUGCCCAAAUACUUCACCUUAAACAAGAACAUGAACAAACGAGUACAGGUUCAACAUCUACCACGAACUCCAGCAGUGACGAGGAAAGAAUCACCAAAGUUAUAGAAUAUCUAGAAAAUGAAUUUCCAGUAUUUCAAAACGAUUACAAAAUAAUUGACAAAAUCGGCGAGGGUUCAUUCAGUAUGGUCUUCUUAGCAGAAGACUUGCGAUAUGAAGAAUAUACAAAUGAUGACUGGAAAUCCGCUGUGGAAAGUAUGGAACAGAGUAACCAUAAUCCGACCAUUACGUCCGUCGAGUCUUCAGCCUCUGCAACAGAAUCCAUCACAGAAUCCACCUCCACUUCUACUCCUUUGAAUACCGAUAAAGAAAUGGAGGGGAAACCUAUCACUGAAGACGGCAAACAUUAUGUUGCAAUAAAGUGCAUCUAUGAGAUCAGCUCUCCAGAACGCAUACUAAACGAACUCCAAAUACUGAAGAAAUUGAAAGGCAAACCGGGAAUCACCUCUCUGAUUACAUCGUUUAGGGAAAAAGGCAAUGUAUUUUUCGUGAUGCCGCAUCAUAAAGCUGACAGUUUCACACAGUUCUUUUGCAAUGUAUCAAUGACUGAAGUCAGAUUUUAUAUGAAGGCAUUGUUCUAUGCAUUGAAAACGCUAAGGCAUAACAACAUUAUUCACCGUGAUCUGAAACCCAACAAUUUCUUAUAUGAUUCGGAAAAGAAACGUGGAUAUCUAAUUGAUUUUGGAUUAGCGGAAGUGGUUCUUAAAGACCAACCACGGAUUCGAUUAUCUCGUGCAGGAGCUGCUCUUAUCGAGUGGGUUAAAAAACAAUUGAACGAACAGACUGAGAUAGGAUACUUUUCAGAUGAUCCACGACCUAUUUUUAAGGCAAACAGAGCUGGCACAAGAGGAUUUCGAGCACCAGAGACAUUACUCAGAACCAAGCACCAAACAUGUGCCAUUGAUGUCUGGUCAGCAGGUGUCAUAUUGGCAAGCAUCCUUACAGGCAAAUAUCCUUUCUUCAUAGCCGGGGAAGAGUCGGAUGCGUUGAUUGAAAUAGCUCAAGUUUAUGGAAAAACAGCAAUGGACGAGAUGGCUGCAAAAUAUGGUCGAACAUUUGACACGAACGUGAUACUCCCCACGGAUAGAAAAAGCUGGGGUCAGAUUUGCCAACUCUUGAAUGGUGAUCAGAUAGCCGAGUGGGGUGAUGAUGUAACAACGGCCAUUGAUUUCUUAGAGAAAUGUCUUGAUCUGGAUGCAGAUAAAAGAAUUACUGCUGAUGAAGCUCUUGAACAUCCAUUCUUGAAAGACGUACAAUGAAUAUCCGGCAGUAAUUGUUAAAAUUAAGUGGCUACUUUCCCCUCAUAAAGUAGUCAUUUGUCAUAAAUUUUGUAAAUAAUAGUUAGAUUCCUCUUUAGCGUUAAUUUUCGGUGUCACUGCCUACUUAUCAUAUCUUCAGUUUGUUGUUUUACCUACAUAAACCUCGUGCAUUCAGCUCGACUCACCAUCACUUCAUUGGCUGCUUUGUUAUCUUCGACACUAACAAAAUCAUCCCACAUUAUCAUAAUCCCCAACAGGAGCAAUAAGUCCGUAUGCAGCAAUCUUACGGAAACCAAGGAAAUGGUCAUUAUUGCAGAACAUUAUACGUAUAUUUUGGACACAAUAACUGAAUGCUAUUUUGGAAAAGAUUGCUUAAUUUAAAUACUGGAUGUAAUAUUCUUCAAUCCCAAAGAUCCUUUCUAACAGAGAGCAACAGUGUUCAAAUAAUUUGUGAAACUGUUGCUGACCU